AUGGAAAGGACCAACUGGACAGACAUUGAGUUCAUUCUACAGGGACUUUCUGAGUAUCCAAGAGCAGAAAAACUCCUUUUUGUGAUGUGUUUGUUGAUGUACCUGGUGAUUCUCCUGGGGAACAGCACUCUGAUCAUCCUCACUCUCCUGGAUUCCCACCUUCACACCCCUAUGUACUUCUUCCUCGGCAAUCUUUCCUUCCUUGACAUUUGGUACACAUCCUCCUUUAUCCCCUCAAUGCUGAUACACUUUCUAUCAGAGAAAAAAACUAUCUCCUUCACUAGAUGUGUUGUUCAGAUGUCUGUCUCUUACACUAUGGGGUCGACAGAGUGUAUACUUCUAGCAGUGAUGGCAUAUGACCAUUACGUAGCCAUCUGCAUCCCUCUGAGAUACCCUAUCACCAUGAACAAGGCACUCUGUAUUCAGACGGCAGCUCUCUCCUGGGGAUUGGGCUUUCUCAACUCAUUGACACAAAGAAUUCUUGCAGUAGAAGGGCAAAACACUGUCCCUGUUUCUCCUUCUUAG
Messenger RNA from Dama dama (fallow deer), 525 nucleotides. Its product is annotated as putative olfactory receptor 13C6. Gene Ontology annotation, molecular function: G protein-coupled receptor activity. Gene Ontology annotation, cellular component: membrane. The record is from RefSeq and is a predicted model, not a curated record. Lineage: Eukaryota; Metazoa; Chordata; Mammalia; Artiodactyla; Cervidae. Gene Ontology annotation, biological process: G protein-coupled receptor signaling pathway. Bases 1 to 525 code for a protein of 174 amino acids. The transcript has 2 exons.